AUGUCCAAAACCAGACAGCUUCUUCGCCGGGAAAUCACGUAUUCAACCGCAAAGAAGGAGGAAGUGAAUAUCCUUCACCAGCUCAAGUAUCCCAGUCAGCAAGCUGACUUUAUCAACCUGGUUCAAUCGAGGAGCAGCUGGAUAAAAGCCGUUGUGAGCCACCAUCUGAACCUCUCCUCCGAUGAUGCAUGCUCUGUAUCCAAUGUGGACGAUUGGCUUGGUGGAACCUACAAUCUCUGUGUUCCCGUAACUGUUGCAGGCUGGAAAGGAAAAAAGCAGGCCGGGGAUCGCGUGAUACUUCGAUUGCCUCUUCCCUAUCGUGAUGGUGAGGCCUUUCGACCUGGAAAUGGAGACGAGAAAAUCCGGACUGAGGCAGGAACCUACGUUUGGCUUCAGGGACAGUGUCCUGAGAUCCCGAUUCCGAAACUUUAUGGUUUUGGCUUGUCCACGGGCCGAAUGUUUACACGAAUCGAUAAUCUAUCACCACUGUCCCGCUGUGUACACUUUGUCCGCUGUUGCUUCCUGUCAUUGCUCGGCCGCCCAGUUCCCUCAGAAUAUGUCCCUCAUCAGGGAUAUAGCCAGCUAGCUGGUAACACGAACAUUGGGUACAUGUUGGUUGAGUAUAUUGAAGAAUCGGCAGGCAAGAUGCUUUCAGAAUCCUGGGCUGAAAAAAAAAAUAACUCUACUUUGCGAAGCAACCUGUACCGAAGUCUUAGUCGACUUUUUAUUAGCCUUGCUAAAAUUCCCUUGCCGGCAAUAGGCUCCUUCGCCAUUGACGACGAUGGUUUCGUGCAUUUAUCCAAUCGCCCCCUCUUCCUGGGAAUUCAGGAGCUAGAAAACGAAAAUAUUCCGAUAGAUAUCCCACGGGACCGAACGUAUUCAUGUGUUGAAUCGUUUGUGGUGGAUGUGCUUUCUUGUCAUAACAGCCGGCUUGAACACCAGCCAAAUGCUAUAAAUGACAUAAUGGAUUACGCUUCUCAAGCUGGUGCUUUGACGGCCAUGCAAGCAAUCUUUCCACUAUUUUUCCGUCGCGACCUACGCAGGGGACCGUUUGUUUUCACGCUCACUGAUAUCCAUCAAAGCAAUAUCUUUGUGGACGAGGACUGGAAUAUAACUUCUCUUGUUGAUCUCGAAUGGGGCUGCUCUUUGCCAGUUGAAAUGCUCCAGCCCCCUCAUUGGUUUGUAAACCAAUAUGUGGACAAAAUUGAGAACGAGGACUUCGACAAUGCACGAAAGGAAUUCAUGGUCGCUUUCACAGCUGAAGAGCAAGGACGCAAUUUGAUCAAUAUCCCCAAGCCAUUAAAACUAUCAUCAAUCAUGGAUGAAUCCUGGGAAAUGGGAACAUUCUGGUACCAGCUUGGUAUGUUCAGUCCAACAGGCAUUUUCCGGCUUUUUGACCAUAAAUUGAAACCGAGAUUUGUCAAAAAACCUUCCGAUCAUGAAGCAUUCUGGCAGAUCAUGCCGUGGUAUUGGUCGCAGGAUUUUGUGAAUAUCAUGGUCCGCAAGGUUAAAGAUAGGGAAAAUUAUGAUGCCCAACUCCAAGAAGCGUUCGAGGACACCCACGGGCGUUAG
Uncinocarpus reesii 1704 is the source of this 1572-nucleotide messenger RNA. RefSeq lists its product as uncharacterized. The coding region runs from base 1 to 1572 and encodes 523 amino acids. NCBI's taxonomy places the organism in Eukaryota, Fungi, Ascomycota, Eurotiomycetes, Onygenales, Onygenaceae. The record is from RefSeq and is a predicted model, not a curated record. The transcript is spliced from 2 exons.